ACUGGUCUACAUGCUCUCGGCUGGACUUUGUGACUACUUGUAGUUUUAUCACCAACUGGGGAUAAAGAGUGAUUGAAACAAUGCCGGAACCGACCAAAAAAGCUGAUGAAACAGAAGCAGAAAACGCACCUGCAUCAGAACAAAAUAAACCUCAGGAAGGUGAAAAUGUACCGGCAAAAGUAUGGUCUGUCGGAGAUGCUCCACCAGAAGAAGGAGAAAAGCCUGACAAUUCCCAAAAAUCUGUUUUAUUUAUUGAAAAGCCUAAGAGUGGCUCCAUUAGCGUGGGGCAAAACAUUACAUUCGUAGCCAAAGUUGAAGCCCAAGAUCUUCUUCGGAAGCCAACUGUGAAGUGGUUCAAAGGGAAAUGGAUGGACCUGGCGAGCAAAGCAGGGAAGCACCUUCAGCUCAAGGAGACAUUUGAGCGCCAAACCAAGAUUUAUACAUUCGAGAUGCACAUAAUUAAAGCUAAGGAAAACUAUGGAGGAAAUUAUAGGUGUGAAGUUACAUAUAAGGAUAAAGUUGAUAGCUGCUCUUUUGAUCUGGAAGUCCAUGAAACAUCAUCUGCACCAUCAAUUGAUAUCCGAUCGGCGUUCAAAAGAAGCGGUGAAGGACAAGAGGAUGCAGGAGAACUUGACUUUAGUGGUCUCCUGAAACGUAGGGAAGUUAAACAAGAACCAGAAGAACCUGAUAUAGAUGUGUGGGAGCUUCUGAAGAAUGCCAACCCCAAUGACUAUGAGAAAAUUGCAUUCCAGUAUGGAAUCACUGAUCUGAGGGGCAUGCUGAAACGUCUGAAGCGGACUCGCAGAGAAGAAAAGAAGAGUGCAGCUUUUGCUAAGAUUUUGGAUCCUGCGUAUCAAGUGGAUAAGGGAGGUAGAGUAAGGUUUGUCGUGGAGCUGGCUGAUCCAACAGUGGAACUCAAGUGGUAUAAAAAUGGCCAAGAAAUACGACCAAGUGGAAAAUACAUUUUUGAGCACAAAGGUAAUGAAAGAAUCUUAUUUAUCAACAACUGCUCGCUGACCGAUGAUGCUCGUUAUCAUGUGACCGCUGGUGAUGAAAAGUGCUCUACAGAGCUGUUUGUAAGAGAGCCUCCAGUGAUGGUGACAAAAGGUCUGGAAGAUACCAAUGGCUAUAUUGGGGAUAAAGUAGAAUUGUCGGUUGAAGUUUCUGAAGAUGAUGCGAAUGUGAAAUGGUUUAAAAAUGGUGUGGAACUGCCCCUUGAUAGUAAAUCUCGAUACAAAGUGAAGAUUGAAGGUAAAAAACACACCCUGAUCAUCAAUGAAGCAACCAAAGGCGACAAUGCCACUUAUUCAGUGAUGACAACUGGAGGACAAUCAGCUGCAAAGCUAAAAGUUGACUUGAGACCACUGAAGAUAAUGCAUCCAUUGGAAGACCAGACUGUAAGGCUUGGCAAAGAGCUCUCUCUGAAAUGUGAGAUCUCUGAGAAUGUAGAAGGAAAGUGGUACAAAAAUGGACAGCUUCUCCAACCAAGUGACCGCAUCAAGAUAUACCACAAAGGAAGAAUCCACCGGCUAAUUAUUGAUAGUUCACUUGUUGAUGAUGAUGGUGAAUAUAUGUUUGUUCCAGAAGCAUAUAAUGUCAACAUCCCCUGCAAAGUACAUAUUAUAGAUCCUCCUAAAAUCCACCUUGAUGGACUUGGAGACAAUAAUACAGUGACAGUUGUAGCAGGAACCAAAUUGCGACUGGAGAUCCCCAUCUCUGGAGAGCCCACUCCAAAGGUCAUGUGGAGCAGAGGGGACAAGUGGCUCAUGGAUUCUGCAAGCAGAAUACGAGCAGAGAAUUAUCCAGAUAACAGUUGUUUGGUGAUUGAUAGUGCUGAGAGGGAUGACUCGGGCAUAUAUAGAAUAAUGUUAAAGAAUGAAGCUGGAGAAGACACAGCCCAUAUCAAUAUCAAAGUUGUCGAUAUUCCUGACCCUCCAGAGGCACCAAAUGUGGUUGAUGUAGGAGAAGACUGGUGCAUUAUGGUUUGGGAACCACCAGUGUAUGAUGGUGGAUCCCCCAUUUUAGGAUAUUACAUUGAACGGAAGAAGAAACAGAGUUCCAGGUGGAUGAGGCUGAACUUUGACCUUAUUAAAGAAACAACUUUUGAGCCAAAAAAGAUGAUUGAAGGCGUUGCCUACGAGGUCCGAGUGUUUGCAGUCAAUGCCAUAGGCACUUCUAAACCAAGCAUGCCCUCAAAGCCCUUUGUGCCAUUGGCGGUUACCAGUCCACCUACCUGCCUGGCAGUUGAUUCUGUAACUGAUACUACAGUUACCAUGAAAUGGCGACCACCAGACCAAAUUGGAGCUGCAGGUUUAGAUGGCUAUGUUAUAGAGUAUUGCUUCGAGGGAAGUUCCCAGGCGCCCACCACAGAGGGUGAGGGAAACACUUGUACACAGGAAAUUAAUAGUGUGGAGGCAGACGGGGGCCUGGCGCAGACUGAAGACAAGACCGCUAAACCAGCCUCGGAAGAAUGGAUCGUGGCCAACCCAGAUCUAACUGACAAAACAAAAUUCACCAUCACUGGUCUGCCAACUGGAGCCAAAAUCUUUGUCCGUGUAAAGGCAGUGAAUGCAGCAGGUGCCAGUGACCCUAGGCUCCACCCACAACCCAUUUUAGUCAAGGAAGUUAUCGAGCCUCCAAAGAUUCGCCUGCCAAGACACUUAAAGCAAACCUAUGUUCGACGGGUUGGAGAAGCUGUGAAUCUUGUAAUUCCCUUCCAGGGGAGACCAAGACCAAAAGUAUCAUGGAAGAAAAAUGGGGCCCAUGUAGACAAGAACCAAAUUAACAUCCGCAACAGUGAAAAUGAUACUAUCAUCUUCAUCCGAAAGGCAGAGAGGAUCCACUCUGGGAAAUACGACAUGAAAGUCAAAGUAGACAAUUUGGUGGACAAAGCCACAAUAGAUAUCCAAAUAGUUGAUCGUCCGGGUCCACCCCAAGUUGUAAAAAUUGCAGAUGUCUGGGGAGAAAAUGCUGCAUUGGAAUGGACACCACCGAAGGAUGAUGGCAAUGCAAACAUUACUGGUUACACAAUUCAAAAAGCUGACAAAAAGAGUAUGGAAUGGUUCACUGUGAUCGAACACUAUCAUCGAACUAGUGCUACCAUUACAGAACUCGUCAUCGGCAAUGAGUAUUACUUCCGGAUCUUCUCUGAAAAUAUGUGCGGUCUCAGCCAGGAUGCGACAAUGACCAACGAAAGUGCUGUGAUUGCAAAGGAUGGUAAAGUCUACAAAAAUCCAGUUUAUGAGGAAUUCAAUUUCACUGAGCCACCAAUGUUUACUCAGCCUUUAAUUAACACAUAUGCUGUGUCUGGUUACAACGCGACUUUGAACUGCAGCGUCCGAGGAAACCCCAAGCCAAAGAUCACAUGGAUGAAGAACAAAAUAAUCAUAACGAAUGACCCCCGAUACAGAAUGUUUGGUAACCAGGGUGUGUGCACCUUGGAGAUCCGCAAGCCUAGUCCCUAUGAUGGUGGCACAUACACUUGCAAGGCUGUUAACUCGCUAGGAGAAGCAGAAGUGGAGUGCAAAUUGGAAGUGAAAGUGAUAUAUCAUGGAGUAAUUUCCCCAGGACAACCAAUCUUCUUGGCGGGGCAGAAACAGUUGCACAGUAAGGAUUUUUGAAUGUAUAAUGUCAUCUAAGGUGGGGUCUCAUUCUUCCGACUACUAAUGCAAGGAGUGCCCCCACAUAUCAUUGAUGCCUACAUGCAAGAAGUGCAAGCAGGCAACCCUGAGAAGUAGAGUCUGGCCACAGUGUGUCUCCACCACUGCCCUGGAUUAUGGGCAGCCAGUGCUGCAGCGGUUUAGCUCUUACCACUGCACUCCUACAGCAUGGUCCGAUUUAUUGCCCUUCCCCUCUUCCUGCUGCUGGAAAGAAAAAAAAUCACGCAUGGAUUGUUUUUUGGGGUUAAAAUAAGUUGAAGCUUAUCCACUUUUUUGUAAUGUUCCACAUUGUUGUGUGCGUGUUUCUGUUUUUUUAAAAAUUUUAAUGCCGAAAAAAAGAAAGAAAAAAAGCUAAGCAAUACGCAUGGGAGCUUUUACUCUGUACGCUGUAUGGCUACAUAUAUUUGUUUUGUCAGAGUGCGGGGCAGAGUACUGCUCAACCCAGAGGCAAUGCAGACAAACCUUGAAAUUCUUACCUCUUUUGAUAAAUAAUGGAUUUAACACUCGUAAUAGGCUGCUACAAAGGGACAAUUUAACACAGAUUUGCAGCAUUUAACAGAUACUCAGCUGAGCACCUCUUCCAUUAGAAAUGUUCAUAGGUCCUGUUGCUCAUUGGUGAAUCCCCUUUCUCUCAGCUACUAUUAAAAAGUUUUCUGUAAUGUACAAUAAAGCUGAAGUGAUUAAGACCGACA
Eublepharis macularius is the source of this 4351-nucleotide messenger RNA. RefSeq names its product myosin binding protein C1 (gene MYBPC1). The record is from RefSeq and is a predicted model, not a curated record. The transcript has 31 exons. NCBI's taxonomy places the organism in Eukaryota, Metazoa, Chordata, Lepidosauria, Squamata, Eublepharidae. The coding region runs from base 81 to 3620 and encodes 1179 amino acids. Gene Ontology annotation, molecular function: protein binding.